UUAUUUCUGAAAAUUACUUUCAGAUACAGAAAUAUACGUCACUAAAUGACUAGAAUAACAAUAGAAUAUUCAUUUAAAGUCACGGAGUCAAAGGUUCUGCAAGGCAGGAAUCACCCCCCUGUAUAUGAUAAGCAGGUAAUUUUCCGUGCGUAAACGUGUCAGCCAUUCAAAACAGCCAUGAGCUUCUACGUCAGCACACUUUCACGCUCUGUCACCUGCAGCUGUACAACACACCUGUGCACGCGGGCUGGUUGCGGAAGCUUAAACUCCGCGCGGUUAUGUGGGGGCUCAUCUCGUACCUGAACAGCCCCGAGCUGGUGGCCGCUUUCCAGCGGUGCUGCGGGCUGGUUCCGAGAGAGACGUGCUCGCGUGUUAGUCAGAACGGACUCGUUCACGCCAAUGGAUCCGGUAAGAAUGGUCCGGUCACGAUCCACCGGCGAGGAGCGGAGCAGGUGGCGAACGGGACGUCACGCGCACAAGACAGUAACUCCAACUAUAAACCCGCCAGUUCACCGUGUGAAACCAAAGGCGAAGAGCAUCCCAGGCCUCGAUAUGAGGUGAGGAACUGGCUCUUCUACUUCCUGUUUGUGACUUCAGCUGCUCUGGGCCAUGAGGUCUUUUACAUCACCUUCCUGCCCUGCAUCCACUGGAACCUCGACCCGUUUCUGUGCAGGCGGCUCGUCAACAUGUGGGCCGUGGUGAUGUAUAUAGGACAAGUGAUGAAGGAUAUUUUAAAGCUUCCGCGUCCACCAUCUCCCCCUGUGGUCAAACUGGAGACGCGUGUGGACGCAGAGUACGGGAUGCCAUCCACACACGCCAUGGCAGCGACAGCCAUCUCAUUUACACUGCUUCUAAGUGCUCAGGAGAGAGUGAAGUUCCCGUUUGAACUGGGACUGAUUGUGGCCGUGGUUCUGUCUGCGCUGGUGUGUCUGAGUCGUCUUUACACCGGCAUGCACUCUGCUCUGGAUGUGAUCUGUGGCGUUGUAAUUUCAGCCAUCAUCAUAGCUCUGUCGUACCCGUACUGGGGAACCAUUGACUACCUUCAGCUGCACAACCCUCUCUCCCCCAUAGUGGGGGUGGUUCUGCCCCUCUUCCUGUCCUAUAAGUACCCCGAGCUGGACCAUUACAGCACCACACGGGGGGACACCACCAUUAUUUUAGCAUGCUGUUCGGGAUGUUCAGUCGGAUACUGGGUGAAUGAGCGAUUGGGCUUGACAUUUGACCUUGCUGGGCCUUUUCCAGUGACCCUUCCACCGCUGACCCUCGUGGCCUUGGGUCUCGGUGUGGCGCGGUUCCUGGUCGGGUUAGGGAUGCUGGUUCUGACCCGGCAGACGGUGCGCUGGGCGAGUCUGCGGGUGCUCUGUCGAAUUUCUGGAGCCUCUGUGAGUGAUGUCGAUGCACGCAGAAGGAAAGAGAUCGAGGUGCCGUAUAAGUUCAGCACAUAUGUUUCCAUCGGACUGGUCAACAGUAUCUUAGUGAACAGAGUGUUUGUGAUGAUGGGACUCUGGGAUUUGGGAAAUUCUGUAUAAUUUCUCGGUGUUUACAGACAAGUUUCAAGAGUAUCCCAGUAUCUAUAACUCAUUCUCAGGGAGAACUUCACAUAAGUCUUUGUUUAGGAAUAGCUGGCACAUUUAAAUUCUCACAUUGAACAGAAUUGUUAAACCUCCUAGCUGCAUUUUGUUAGAUUUCAAAAACUGAAACACAGUUCGUGGAUGUUUGAGCAGUUUUGCUGGGUUUUAAGGGAUUAUUCAGGGUUAACACAAGCCAAAUGUGAAGUGUGUAAUUUCUGUGCCACAAGCUCAACAAAAGAAAUCAGAAACACACACAAAUGACUAAUGAAUAAUUUCCUUUAAUAGUUAGUUAGCAUUUUUGUGCAAAAAUUAGUGUAUUUUUAUUAUUUUUAUGCACUGUUUUUGCACUUCCAGUUGCGUCUUACUAAAUGUAAUGUUUUUUUUUUUUUUUGUGAAUAAGUAUUUGGUUUAAUGUCUGUUUACUGUUUACUCAAGCUCAAGAUAUUUUCACGUUUUAUUCUACAACAUAAAAUACAUCAGUAAUACCCCACU
Molecule: messenger RNA, 2063 nt
Organism: Cyprinus carpio (common carp)
Lineage: Eukaryota; Metazoa; Chordata; Actinopteri; Cypriniformes; Cyprinidae
Product: sphingosine-1-phosphate phosphatase 2
Biological process (GO): sphingosine metabolic process; phospholipid dephosphorylation
Cellular component (GO): endoplasmic reticulum membrane
Molecular function (GO): sphingosine-1-phosphate phosphatase activity
Source: RefSeq, a predicted model, not a curated record